Monosiga brevicollis MX1 is the source of this 1959-nucleotide messenger RNA. RefSeq lists its product as uncharacterized. The record is from RefSeq and is a predicted model, not a curated record. The transcript is spliced from 12 exons. Lineage: Eukaryota; Choanoflagellata; Craspedida; Salpingoecidae. The coding region runs from base 120 to 1871 and encodes 583 amino acids.
GCCGUCACCGUCGCCGUCGCCGUCGUCGUUGUCGUCGUUGCUGCUGCUGCUGGACCUGACCCUGGGAUUGUGGUCCCAAUUGCACAUUGAACAGAGACCUCAAAGGUUCAUCAACCAACAUGAGCGCUCCGCCACCACGCCCACCCCCGCCGUACGGCGUGGAGGAGGCCAACAACGAGGCACUGCCGAGUUAUGCUCCUCAAAACGCUGGUGCUGUGCUGCCGGCCCCACCCACGUCGUCCAUGUCGUCACCCAACCCAUCACUCGCUUCCUCGGCCACUGGCCCAGGUCCCAUGACGGUCGCCAUCCCCAAUGUCAUGGGUCCGCCCGCCACAGUAGUUCCGCCCUCGGAGAAAGAGCACGCCUUUGUGUCCAAUGCGCUCGCUUCGACGCUGCCUGCGCUUCAGCAGCGCCUCAACGAGUGUCUCAGCCGUGGCUGCCCGCUGCAAAUCGAUGUCAACCGCAUCCUUGGCCCGUGCACUUCAGCCCAGAAUCGUCAAAGCCUGGCUGAAGAGCUCUUGAAGGAAAAGUCGGGUUGCCUGGCCACCCUCGUGCACACCAUUGAGAAGGCUGCCAUGGAUGGUAGUGUCAAGGCUGACAUUGCCAUGCAGGUCCAGCGCGUGGAGGUUUUGCCCGCUGACGCCAGCGGUGUCACCUUUGCCCAGGGCGCCAUCAUGAUCUUUGUCCGGCCCAAUACGCGCCAUGGAUGCCCCGGCAAGACGGCCAUGCAACAAAUGCUCGAGAUUAGCUUUUUUGCCGAGGAGCGCCGCUUGAUGAAUCUUCUCUUCACUCACGCUAUCCCCGAGCACACACGCCGUCUGAGUGAAACCCUUGGCCACCCAACCAAUAUCACAGUGGAUGCAACGGCCAUCCUCAACUCGCUACCACAAGAAAAGCGCUUGGAGACGGCUCGCCUGAUGGCUACUGAUACGGGCUUCAAGCGCGGCAUGCGUCAAUUGAACGAGGGAAUGGAUAAAAUAUUGGGUUCGGUACUGGACAAACCCAAGACGACGACCGAUCCCAAAAUGGCUGAAAUCCGCAGCCAGCACUUUGCUGCCCCAGUGGUCCGGGCUCUGGAGCGCCUGAAGCGUGUCCAUCCUGAAAACCUGGUUCUUCAGGCUGUGCAAGAGGUGCGCCUGACCUCGACGAGUGAGGAGAAGCGCAUGCUGGUUCUCGACUCGGCAAAUCAACAGAUUGUGGAUCGUCAAGUCCUUCACACUCAGAAUCAGCCUCGCUCUUUGGUGCUGGUCGUUGAACAUCAGCUGUUGAACGGCCUUGCUGGCACUUUCAGUGACGAUGAGGCCAUGGCUCAUGCCGAGGUUUGGACCCAGGCGCAAGAGCGCAACUUGAUCAACUACUUUGUUGGCACAGCACUCAUUAACACGCAGGCUCAGCUGUGCGAGCUCCUGGGUCGCCCCGUGGGCAUCGACGUGGACUGGAACACCGUCUUCCCACAGGGCGGUGAUCCUUUCAAGCGCGCCGAACGCGCGCGCACGCUGGCUGAGAAUGGAGGCAAAAAUACCUCGCUGGCCCUGCAAAAUGCCAUGGCUGAGGUGAUUGCCCAGUCCAACGCCCAGGCGACCUUUGCUGUGAUUGGAGAAAUCCAGAUCCAGCACGACGAGCAUGGUCCAGCUCUCAGCAACGUGGCCGGCAAGGCUGGUCAAAAGAUUUUGUACAAGGUCAACCUUGAUCAGGGUCUGAGCGGCGUCUAUGACCACCAUCAACUGAAGCAAGCUCUGCGUGCCAUGUUUGGUAUCCCGACCCCAGCCAACGAAAAGGGCUUUUCUGGCGGCAUCAAGUCUGUGGCAGCCAGCGUAGAUCGCUGGGGUGAUAAGUUUGCUCGCAGCUUCAACGUCUUUGGCAAGAAGUAAACCUGCAACAUGUGUUCCUUGUGUUUCAACCCCAUUUAAUUGUGAUAAUAUUGUUUCGCAUUUUAUUACAUCGGAUCUACUUUUAUUA